This is a messenger RNA of Symbiodinium necroappetens, 624 nucleotides long. The record is from the annotation of a GenBank genome assembly. NCBI's taxonomy places the organism in Eukaryota, Dinophyceae, Suessiales, Symbiodiniaceae.
AUGUUGCUUAAAUUACCUUCCUUGAGGCUGGGCCUAACUCUCGUUGACAGCUUGGAUCUCGUCGUUUUCUACGACGUUAAUGGGCUUCGUCAACGGGCCCGAGCGAAGUGGAAUGGCUUGGGAUUGCAGAACCCUGACGACGCCGCUUGCCGAGGUCUCGUUUCCCGGCUUCUGAGCAACGUGACGGGCCCCCAGCGCUUUGGCGGCCUCGUCCCGUCGGCUCAUGGUUCGAGGCUUGCUGGCAUCCCGAGCCUGGCGACGAACCUGGCCCCGUUUCCGGUCAUCAAGUUUCUGCUGCCAGCGCUUGGGGGCCUGUCGCCCGGAGAAGACCUCCUGCCAGACACAGGACAGCCUCUUAACUACGCCGCUACCAGCUGCGCCCUUCGCUCGGGAGCUUUGUGCACGGCCCAAAGACGGCCAUCGCAGAGCACCGUCCUGACUCGUGGCCUUUUCUGCCGCGGCAUGGCCUCCCCACUGACGGCGACGUCAGCAAUCAAAAAGUUCUUGGUUGAGCCAGAUGUGCGAACAACGUCCUGGUGUGCUGCUGGCUUUCUGGUGUCCAACUUUCAGGACCCGGCAUCGGCAGACAAACCCGAGGUAGCUUUGCAACGUGGCUGGCAGAUU